Messenger RNA from Pelecanus crispus (Dalmatian pelican), 941 nucleotides. NCBI's taxonomy places the organism in Eukaryota, Metazoa, Chordata, Aves, Pelecaniformes, Pelecanidae. The record is from RefSeq and is a predicted model, not a curated record.
GCUCGGUUUGAGGCAAAAAUCCAUGACCUGCGUGAGCAGAUGAUGAAUCACAGCAUGAGUUCUGGGUCCGGCUCCCUGAGGACUAAUCAGAAGAGGUCACUGUAUGUCAGAGCCAUGUUUGACUAUGACAAGAGCAAAGACAGUGGCCUCCCAAGCCAAGGACUCAGUUUUAAGUAUGGAGACAUCCUUCACGUCAUCAACGCCUCGGAUGAUGAAUGGUGGCAGGCGAGGAGGGUCACGCUGGAAGGAGACAGUGAGGAGAUGGGAGUUAUACCCAGCAAGAGGAGAGUUGAAAGAAAGGAGCGUGCACGUUUGAAGACGGUGAAAUUCAACGCGAAACCUGGUGUAAUUGAUGCAAAAGGGUCAUUCAAUGACAAGCGUAAAAAGAACUUCAUCUUUUCACGAAAAUUCCCAUUCUACAAGAGCAAGGAGCAGAGUGAGCAGGAAACAAGUGAUCCAGAACAACAUGUUUCUUCUAAUGCCAGCGAUAGUGAAAGUAGCUACAGAGGCCAAGAAGACUGCAUCCUUUCUUAUGAACCUGUCACAAGACAGGAAAUUAAUUACACCAGGCCGGUUAUUAUUCUGGGUCCUAUGAAAGAUCGGAUCAACGAUGAUUUGAUAUCUGAAUUCCCUGAUAAGUUUGGGUCAUGUGUACCACACACCACACGGCCAAAGCGUGACUAUGAAGUGGAUGGGAGAGAUUAUCAUUUUGUCAUUUCAAGAGAACAAAUGGAAAAAGAUAUCCAAGAGCACAAAUUUAUAGAAGCUGGGCAGUACAAUGACAAUUUAUAUGGAACUAGUGUCCAGUCUGUGAGAUUCGUGGCAGAAAGGGGCAAGCACUGUAUUCUCGAUGUGUCAGGAAAUGCUAUCAAACGACUACAAGUUGCACAACUCUAUCCCAUCGCUAUCUUCAUUAAGCCUAAAUCAUGGGAGCCUCUGAU